Molecule: messenger RNA, 3498 nt
Organism: Anguilla anguilla (European eel)
Lineage: Eukaryota; Metazoa; Chordata; Actinopteri; Anguilliformes; Anguillidae
Gene: sec23a
Product: Sec23 homolog A, coat complex II component
Exons: 20
Coding region: 174-2471 (765 amino acids)
Biological process (GO): COPII-coated vesicle budding; COPII-coated vesicle cargo loading; intracellular protein transport
Cellular component (GO): COPII vesicle coat; endoplasmic reticulum exit site
Molecular function (GO): zinc ion binding; GTPase activator activity
Source: RefSeq, a predicted model, not a curated record
AGUGGGCCAGGCUUGAGACAGCACGGCACCGCCUCUUGACGUGGCAAUGCUCCGCGCAGCCAUAUUUGCUACGUCGUCACAGAAUCCUGUCAACUGAGGGCCGCCGGUGUGGUAAACUGGGAGAGGUGUUGAGCAAGUCUUUGGUACACAGACUUCAGUGCUCUUAGGUGGCGAUGGCGACCUUCCAGGAGUUCAUCCAGCAGAACGAGGACCGCGACGGCGUGCGCUUCAGCUGGAACGUGUGGCCCUCCAGCCGCCUGGAGGCCACCCGCAUGGUGGUCCCGGUGGCGGCUCUCUUCACGCCUCUGAAGGAGAGGCCGGACCUGCCCCCCAUACAGUACGAGCCGGUCCUCUGCAGCCGGGCCACCUGUCGCGCUGUGCUCAACCCGCUGUGCCAAGUGGACUACAGAGCCAAGCUGUGGGCUUGUAAUUUCUGUUAUCAAAGAAACCAGUUCCCACCCACUUAUGCUGGAAUAUCGGAGAUGAACCAGCCUGCUGAGCUGCUUCCGCAGUUUUCUACAAUUGAAUAUGUAGUCCAGAGGGGUCCCCAGAUGCCCCUGAUCUUCCUGUACGUGGUGGACACCUGCAUGGAGGACGAGGACCUGCAGGCGCUGAAGGAGUCGCUGCAGAUGUCCCUGAGCCUGCUGCCCCCCACCGCGCUGGUGGGCCUCAUCACCUUCGGCCGCAUGAUCCAGGUCCACGAGCUGGGCUGCGAGGGCAUCUCCAAGAGCUACGUCUUCCGCGGCACCAAGGACCUCAACGCCAAGCAGCUGCAGGAGAUGCUGGGGUUGACCAAACCUGCUGCAGCCCAGGGGGGACGAGGGCCACAGGUGCCACAGGCCCCACCUUCCAACAGGUUCCUGCAGCCAGUCCAGAAGAUCGACAUGAACCUGACGGAUCUCCUGGGGGAGCUGCAGCGGGACCCCUGGCCCGUCACCCAGGGCAAGAGACCCCUUCGCUCCCUGGGGGUGGCACUGUCCAUCGCUGUGGGCUUGCUGGAGUGUACCUUCCCCAACACGGGGGCACGCAUAAUGACCUUCAUCGGAGGGCCGGCCACCCAGGGCCCUGGCAUGGUGGUGGGGGACGAGCUGAAGGCUCCUAUCCGGUCCUGGCAUGACAUUGAGAAGGACAAUGCAAAGUUCAUGAAGAAGGCCACUAAGCACUACGAAGCCCUCGCCAGCCGCGCCUCUACCAGCGGCCACAUCAUCGACAUCUACGCCUGCGCCCUGGACCAGACCGGCCUGCUGGAGAUGAAGUGCUGCGCCAAUCACACCGGAGGUUACAUGGUCAUGGCGGACUCCUUCAACACCUCCCUCUUCAAGCAGACCUUCCAGAGGGUCUUCACCAAGGACGUGCAGGGGUCGUUUAAGAUGGCCUUCGCAGGCACACUUGAGAUCAAGACAUCCAGAGAAAUCAAGAUCUCGGGUGCCAUCGGCCCCUGUGUCUCGCUCAAUGCUAAGGGGCCUUGUGUGUCAGAAAAUGAGAUUGGAACUGGAGGCACCUGCCAAUGGAAGAUCUGUGGAUUGGACAGUAACUCUACACUGGCUUUGUACUUCGAAGUGGUCAAUCAGCACAACGCGCCCAUCCCCCAGGGCGGACGCGGGGCGGUCCAGUUCGUGACCCAGUACCAGCACUCCAGCGGUCAGCGGCGCAUUCGGGUCACCACCAUCGCCCGGAACUGGGCCGACGCGCAGACGCAGAUCCAGAGCAUCGCCGCCUCCUUCGACCAGGAGGCCUCGGCCAUCCUGAUGGCGCGGCUGGCGGUGUACCGGGCGGAGACGGAGGAGGGCCCGGACGUCCUGCGCUGGCUGGACCGGCAGCUCAUUCGCCUGUGCCAGAAGUUCGGAGACUACCACAAGGACGAUCCCAACUCGUUCAGAUUUUCAGAAACGUUCUCCCUUUAUCCACAGUUCAUGUUCCACCUGAGAAGGUCACCCUUCCUGCAAGUGUUCAACAACAGCCCCGACGAGAGCUCCUACUACAGGCACCAGUUCAUGAGGCAGGAUCUGACUCAGUCCCUCAUCAUGAUCCAGCCCAUCCUCUACGCCUACUCCUUCAACGGACCUCCCGAGCCCGUUCUGUUGGACAGUAGCAGCAUCCUGCCUGACCGUAUCCUUCUAAUGGACACCUUCUUCCAGAUCCUCAUCUACCAUGGAGAGACGGUGGCGCAGUGGCGCAAGGCCGGCUACCAGGAGAUGCCGGAGUACGAGAACUUCCGCCACCUGCUGCAGGCCCCGGUGGACGAUGCCCAGGAGAUCCUGCACAGCCGUUUCCCCAUGCCCCGCUACAUCGACACCGAGCACGGGGGCAGCCAGGCACGCUUCCUGCUAUCCAAAGUCAAUCCCUCGCAGACCCACAACAACAUGUAUGCGUGGGGCCAGGAGUCGGGCGCGCCCAUCCUGACGGACGACGUGAGCCUGCAGGUGUUCAUGGAUCACCUAAAGAAGCUGGCCGUGUCCAGCGCGGCCUGAGGGCCCCGCGAAGCCCCAGCCCUCCGCAAGGAAGCUCCAAGGAAACGCCAAGCGCAGAGUUCAGAAGCUACGAGGAGACGCUCAGGCGCUCGCCAACCGAAAUGUGAAGCAAAGUGGUCCUGAAACACCUGUCUCUCUCCCUGUUUCUCUGUCUCUCUCCCUCUCUCUCUCAUUCUGUCUUGCUCUUUCUGUCUUGCUAUCUCUUUCUCUCUCCCUCCCUCCCUCCCUCCCUCCCUCCCUCUCUCUCUUUCUCUCCUCCUCCCUCUGUCUCUCCCUCCCUCUCUCUCCUCCUUUUUGUUUUUUGUUUUGACAAACCGCUUUAUUAUUUCAGGACUGCUUGAGUGCACACAGACUGAAUGCUCGGCCUCCUAUAUAGCCAUCGAUUUCGCGUACGAUAAUGGUAAAAAACAAAACAACAGUGGGUUGGCUAGAAAUCGUCCGGAUAUGCAUCUCCCUCAAUUUAACACUACAGCAGUACAUUUGCAUAACGUAUCAAGACUUCCUGUGCAAGUCAGCGGACGCUUGAGCAUAUUUAUCUAGACUGUGGAUGUUCUAUUGUAAUGCCCCUAACAGAACUGUGCCUAGGUUUCAAACGGGCAAGAUUUCAAAUACGCAGUGCAUAGGCGGAGUUUUAUGUGAAGCACAACUCAAUCUUAUCUCUAGUCAGAGUACACCGUUCAAAGAAUACUCUGAAUGCAGUUUUAAAAUUGCUUGCUCUUGCAAAAAUGCAGAAUUCAACAUGACCCUUUGGGAAAUGAAUGGCGAAUAUUCUAUCAUUGUAAUUUAAGACUGAGAAUGUCACAGCUCACAAUUUCUAGCACCGUCUGGCUUUUUUUGUAGACUUUAUUUUUUUUGAUGUACACAGAUUCGUACCUGCUCUUUUUUUGUCUCCUGUAGGUCCAGUGUUAUCCAGUGCAAAUUUGUGAAGGUGUAAAUGCUGCCUUUCUAUGCCUGAUACUUCUGCCUUGUUUGUAGCCAUAUUGCAUCUGGAAUUUCUAAUAAAAUAAAAAAAAACUUAAAAACUUCA